Molecule: messenger RNA, 1309 nt
Organism: Cyclopterus lumpus (lumpfish)
Lineage: Eukaryota; Metazoa; Chordata; Actinopteri; Perciformes; Cyclopteridae
Gene: rpa2
Product: replication protein A2
Exons: 9
Coding region: 23-952 (309 amino acids)
Biological process (GO): DNA replication; nucleotide-excision repair; double-strand break repair via homologous recombination
Cellular component (GO): site of double-strand break; nucleus; chromosome, telomeric region
Molecular function (GO): DNA binding
Source: RefSeq, a predicted model, not a curated record
UCGCGGGAUUUUUGCUAGGCGCAUGCGCUGUAUGUUGAGUUUGGCGCGCGGGACUACAAGGAAGUGUUCCGAACAGUGGCUGUUGUACCUACUCGUGAACUUUAUUAAAUUACAAGGAACCAGCAUGUGGAAUCAGGGAGGAUAUAAUGAGUCGAGUGCGGUCGGAAGCUACACUCAGUCUCCGGGGGGCUUUGCAUCUCCUUCCCUAUCCCAGGGAGGGGAGAAGAAAGGGAGAACCCGUGCCUCACAGAUAAUCCCCUGCACAGUGUCUCAGCUGAUGUCUGCCUCCCAGGCUGAUGAGGCCUUCAAAGUAGGAGAUGUGGAAGUAGCCCAGGUUACCAUUGUGGGUAUCAUCAGGAGCAUCGACAAAUCCAUGACUAACAUCCAGUAUAAGGUUGACGACAUGACUGGCGCUCCGAUGGAUGUGAAGCAGUGGGUAGACACGGAGGACCCCGGUGUGGACAGCACUGUCCUGCCUCCAGGCACAUAUGUGAAAAUCUCUGGCAAUCUGCGCUCCUUUCAGAACCACAGAUCUGUCGUGGCAUUUGGUGUCAGGCCCCUGGAGGACAUGAAUGAAAUAACCUCGCAUAUGCUGGAGGUUGUUCAAGCGCACAUGGCGCUCAGCAAACCUCAAACCAUGUCGAGUGCUGGAGGAGGAAUGAGCAGUGACGUUACGCCUAAUUCACGACUGGCCGUGGAAAGCACCGGAGGGAGCUAUGCAGGUGCUAACGACAUGGUUAACAAUGGGUUAAGCGCGAACCAGAAUCAGGUGCUGAGUUUGAUAAGAGGCUGCCAAGACCAAAAGGGCAUUAGCGUUCAAGAUCUGAAGAAGAGACUAGGUGUCACGAGUAUGCCUUUAAUAAAGCAAGCAGUGGAAUUCCUAAGCAACGAAGGUCACAUCUUUUCCACCAUCGACGAAGAUCACUACAAAUCAACAGACAACGACGAUUAGUCUUCAUGUUUUGGCACCAGUUAUUUGAGUUUAAUCUGUUUUAGAACUCAAAUCUGUCGACUAAAUCACAACUUUUCUGUCCUGAGCAACAUCCCGAGAACCUUUCUCCGUUGAGGUUCGUUGAACACAUGGUUCCGGUUCGUUCGUGGUCUUUUCGUGGACACAUCCUGUCGUCCUCAGGUUGCUUCUGCUAUGUUGCUGUUGAAGAAGACGUUAAUAGCUGUUAAUACUGUUCAGUUUUUCCCACCUCCAUUGUAAAGCUUUUUGUCAUUUUAAAUAUUUGGAACGUUGGUACUCAAUAUAUGUUUGUCUAUGUAACUUUACUUUUGCCAAAAUUAAAAGAUUAUAGAAAAUGCA